CAAUUAUAAGUAUCGAUGCGUUUGAGGCUUGGUUAAAAUAUAAACAUCGCACUGCAUGCCUGAAAAGACUAGUUUAUCACGAAAACAAAAAUAUAAAAUCAGUCGCCCUUAAAGUUCAAACUUCGAUUGAAAAUAUGUGGACAGGUUUUAUAUAUUUACGUGAUAGAAAUCAUACUAAAGCUUUUUUGCUGCUUCAGAUAAUAUUGACCAUUAUGAUGAUAAUUGGAAAAUAUAUCAGUGGAUACACAUUAGUAUAUCUGUUAUGUACAGUAAUUUUUUUCUUAAAUAAACUUAUACCUCCAUUGGUAAAUAUCUUAAAAAAAAUUCAACAAAAUGCAGAAUCUGAUUUUGAACUCGAAGGUCUUAUCCCAGAAGAAACUGAUGUGAAUUUAGAUUUGCUGUCUAUUGAACCAGAUCAAAAACCUAUUAGGGAUGAAAAACAAAGUCUAGAUUAUUGGAAACCUGAAGAUUUACCUUUUGAAGAAGCAAGUGACAGUUCUGACAAUAGUAGUUCAUUAGUAACUAAUUUAUCAAUUGAAAAAAUGAAAACCCUAUCAAAAGAUGUUGAGGUAUCUGACUCUAGUGAAGAUGAGUAUAUGCCACAAGCCGUCUGAUCAGGUUCAAUCUACCUUAGAUGUACAACCAGUUGGAACCUGGAGUAAUGCUGCCUUUAAUGUUUUGUCUAAUUUUGGAGGAGCUGUUGCUAAUAUGGUAUACAGUACUCAC
This is a messenger RNA of Vanessa atalanta (red admiral), 726 nucleotides long. RefSeq lists its product as uncharacterized. Lineage: Eukaryota; Metazoa; Arthropoda; Insecta; Lepidoptera; Nymphalidae. The transcript has 5 exons. The coding region runs from base 135 to 614 and encodes 159 amino acids. The record is from RefSeq and is a predicted model, not a curated record.